GUACGUAUCUUCCUUCUUUUCCACCACUUCUAAUUUCGGCUCCAGUGAGUUGCUCAGAACUUUGGUUUUGGCAACAGCAGCAGCAUUACCGCUAGCGGCAAUUCUGUGCCGAGGCACCUACACACCUUUUUCUGCGGGCCUGUCGGUGUCUGCUCCCACCCGCCGGUCGACAGGACCAUGUCGCUGGUAAGCCAGAAUUCGCGCCGUCGCCGCCGCCGCAGUGCAAAAGCCACUGCGCACAACAGCAGCUGGGGUGAAAUGCAGGCCCCUAACGCCCCCGAUCUCCCCGCUGCCAUGCCAGACCCAGACGUUCCCCAGGGUCUCAGCGAUCCUCAGAAUCUCCAGGGCCUCUGCGCCUCUGAGGGCCCAGGCACCUCUGUGCCGCCCUCUGCCUCUGAGGGCUCAAGCGCCUCCGGGCAGCUCACCGUCUCUGAGGGACCGGGCAUCAACGUGCCCCCCUCCGGUGAGGGCCCGAGCACCUCCGAGCCGCCCACCCCUGGUGAGGGCUUGAGCACCUCUGUGCCACUCACCGCCUCUGAUGGACCCGUCAUCAACAUGCCGCCCCCCUCCGGUGAGGGCCCGAGCGCCUCCGUGCCAUCCACUGCCUCUGAGGGCCUGAGCACCUCUGUGCAGCCCACCUCUGAUGAGGGCCCGAGCACCGCUGUGCUGCCCACCGCCUCUGAUGGACAGGGCACCUCCGUGCCGUCCCCCUCCGGUGAGGGCCCGAGUACCGCUGGGCCGCCUACCCCUGAUGAGGGUCGGAGCACCUCCAUGCCGCCCGCCGCUUCUGAGGCACCCGGCACCUGCGCGCUGCCGCUCUGUGUAGAAGGCCAAAGCACCUCAAUGCUGCGCAUCCCGCAGGAGGGCUCCAGCACUUCCCGGAUGCCGGCUGCUGAGGGUCCGAGCACUUCCGGGAUGCCCACUGUCUGUGAGAGCCCUGAUGCGUUGUUGAGCUCCAGUGCUUCUGCGGAUCCCGACUCCUCAGAGUGUUCCAUUGCUUUGCCAAGCUCCAGUGUUGCCAAGGCCAAGACCUCUGCUAACUCUGCACGCCCCAAAGGUGCGGAAGGCCCCUUGGAAUUCCAGGUCCUGAGAGACCGGGAGAAUUCCAACUCCAUUACCAUUAUGGGCCUUGGCACUGCCCAGGUUGCCCUUACCCUGAAGCCCCAGGACCCUAUGGAACAGAAUGUAGCUGAGUUGUUGCAGUUUCUGCUGGUGAAGGAUCAAAGCAAGUACCCUAUCAGGGAAUCUGAAAUGCGGCAAUUCAUUGUUAAAGAAUAUCGCAACCAGUUUCCUGAGAUCCUAAGACGAACGGCGGCCCACCUGGAGUGCAUUUUUAGGUUUGAACUGAGGGAGCUUGACCCUGAGGAGCACACCUACAUCUUGCUUAACAAACUGGGACCUGUGCCCUUUGAUGGGUUAGAAGACAGCCCAAACGGGCCAAAGAUGGGCCUCCUCAUGAUGAUCCUAGGACAGAUACUCCUAAAUGGCAACCAAGCCAAGGAGGCUGAGAUUUGGGAAAUGCUCUGGAGGAUGGGGGUGCAGCGCGAGAGGAGGCUUUCCAUUUUUGGCAACCCAAAGCGACUUCUUUCUGUCGAGUUUGUAUGGCAACGCUACUUGGACUACAGGCCAAUAACUGACUGUACACCAGUAGAGUACGAGUUUUUCUGGGGCCCCCGAUCCCACGUAGAAACCACCAAGAUGAAAAUUCUGAAGUUCAUGGCUAAGAUCUACAACAAAGACCCUAUGGACUGGCCAGAGCAAUACAAUGAGGCUCUGGAAGAAGAUGCUAUUCGAGCUGCUGCUGAUGAUUGGCCAGCUGUCCCUCACUUUAGGAGGCCCUUUUUUGAAGAAGCUGCUGCAGAGAUAGCAAUGCAUGAUUCAGACCUUACUGGCUAUCCCUCAAAAUAUCCCCCACAUUCAUGGCCUGAGUCAAGACUGGAGAGUAAGUCAAGGAAGUUGGUGCAGUUAUUUCUGCUUAUGGAUUCAACUAAGCUGCCCAUACCAAAGAAAGGAAUUCUGUACUAUAUUGGCCGAGAGUGCAGCAAAGUGUUUCCUGACCUCCUGAAUCGCGCUGCUCGCACCCUGAACCAUGUGUAUGGGACAGAACUAGUGGUACUUGAUCCCAGGAAUCACUCCUACACCUUGUUCAACCGAAGAGAAAUGGAAGAUACCGAAGAGAUCGUAGACAGUCCAAAUAGGCCUGGCAACAACUUCCUGAUGCAGGUUUUAAGCUUCAUCUUUAUAAUGGGCAACCAUGCUAGAGAGUCUGCAGUCUGGGCCUUUCUGAGGGGAUUAGGGGUGCAAAAUGGGAGAAAGCAUGUGAUUACCUGUAGGUAUUUGAGUCAGCGCUACAUAGACAGUUUACGCGUUCCUGACAGUGAUCCAGUGCAAUAUGAUUUUGUAUGGGGCCCAAGAGCCCGCUUGGAAACCUCCAAGAUGAAAGCCCUGCGAUAUGUGGCCAGAAUCCACAGAAAGGAUCCACAGGAUUGGCCAGAGCAGUACAGAGAGGCAAUGGAAGAUGAGGCCAAUAGAGCUGGUGCUGGGCACCGGCAGUUCCUUGUUCAGAACUUGAGAUAAAGAAAUGUGCCGCAGA
Messenger RNA from Castor canadensis (American beaver), 2593 nucleotides. It is a transcript of the gene Magee1, whose product is annotated as MAGE family member E1. NCBI's taxonomy places the organism in Eukaryota, Metazoa, Chordata, Mammalia, Rodentia, Castoridae. Gene Ontology annotation, biological process: negative regulation of transcription by RNA polymerase II. Gene Ontology annotation, cellular component: nucleus. The record is from RefSeq and is a predicted model, not a curated record.